CCCAGGACGUCCCUUAUGGGAAUGUUCCAGCUGUGCCUCCCCCGGGGGGGGGGCCGGGCCCUGCUGGGGCUGCGGCUGCUCCGGGGCCCCCCCGGCCCCGCCCGGGCCGUGAGUUACCAACCCCUGCGCAAGGUCCUGGUGGCCAACAGGGGUGAGAUCGCCAUCCGGGUGUUCCGGGCGUGCACGGAGCUGGGGAUCCGGACGGUGGCCGUGUACUCGGAGCAGGACACGGGGCAGAUGCAUCGCCAGAAGGCCGACGAGGCCUAUUUGGUGGGCAGGGGGCUGCCCCCCGUGCAGGCCUACCUGCACAUCCCCGACAUCAUCCGCGUGGCACAGGAGAACGGGGUCGAUGCCAUCCACCCCGGGUACGGGUUCCUGUCCGAGCGGGCCGACUUUGCCCAGGCCUGUGUGGACGCGGGGGUUCGGUUCGUGGGGCCCUCCCCCGACGUCGUGCGCAAGAUGGGCGACAAAGUGGAGGCUCGGGCCAUCGCCAUCGCUGCCGGGGUCCCGGUGGUCCCCGGGACGCCGUCCCCGGUGUCGUCGCUGGCCGAGGCUCAGGAAUUCGCCUCCCGGGUCGGGUUCCCCGUGAUCCUCAAGGCCGCCCACGGGGGCGGCGGCCGCGGGAUGAGGAUGGUCCGGGAGCCCCAGGAGCUGGAGGAGAACUUCUCCCGCGCCACCUCCGAGGCCUUGGCGGCUUUUGGGAACGGGGAACUGUUCGUGGAGAAGUUCAUCGAGAGGCCGCGGCACAUCGAGGUCCAGAUCCUGGGUGACUCCCACGGGAACGUGGUGCACCUGCACGAGCGGGAUUGCUCCAUCCAGCGGCGGCACCAGAAGGUUGUGGAGAUCGCCCCGGCCGCCCGGCUGCCCCCCGAGCUCCGCGCCCGCCUGGCCAACGACGCCGUGCGCCUGGCACAGCAGGUGGGCUACGAGAACGCGGGCACGGUGGAGUUCCUGGUGGACCAGAACGGGGACUAUUAUUUCAUCGAGGUCAACUCGAGGCUGCAGGUGGAGCACACGGUCACCGAGGAGAUCACCGAUGUGGACCUGGUCCAUGCCCAGCUCCAGGUGGCCGCGGGCCGGUCCCUGCCCGAGCUGGGGCUGGUGCAGGAGAACAUUCGGGUCAAUGGUUGUGCCAUCCAGUGCCGCGUCACCACCGAGGACCCCGCGCGCGGCUUCCAGCCCGACACGGGACGCAUCGAGGUGUUCCGCUCCGGGGAGGGGAUGGGGAUCCGCCUGGACUCGGCCUCAGCGUUCCAGGGGGCCCUGAUCUCGCCCCACUACGACUCCCUGCUGGUGAAGGUGGUGGCCCACGGGCCCGACCAGCCCGCGGCCGCCGCCAAGAUGAGCCGGGCCCUGGCCGAGUUCAGGAUCAGGGGGGUCAAGGUGGGCGCGGGGGGGGGCUCGGGGGGGGGCAGCAGGGGCUGGGGGGGCUUGGGGG
This is a messenger RNA of Chiroxiphia lanceolata (lance-tailed manakin), 1438 nucleotides long. Its product is annotated as pyruvate carboxylase, mitochondrial-like. Gene Ontology annotation, biological process: gluconeogenesis; pyruvate metabolic process. NCBI's taxonomy places the organism in Eukaryota, Metazoa, Chordata, Aves, Passeriformes, Pipridae. The record is from RefSeq and is a predicted model, not a curated record. Gene Ontology annotation, cellular component: cytoplasm. Gene Ontology annotation, molecular function: ATP binding; pyruvate carboxylase activity; metal ion binding.